AUGGACGUCGCUGACAUCUGCCAAAUCAAACUAGGAUCUUUUACUCUAUCUCCCCAGGUGCCAGGUUUGUCCAUUGCGGCAUGGGCCGCAAAUGGAAGACGAGCCUGCCAGAACCAUGUCACGACGCCCGGCAUGACUCCGCGGGCGUUCACUUCCCUGCUGGCCGCCUGUAUCGGAGCCCUGUGGGCACGAGUGAUCGUCGAUGCGGGGAGAGAAGCCUAUGGGGGUGGGUCGCUAGAUGGACGGGCUGAGUGGACCAUCACGCGAAUCAACGCCAAUGACACUAGAUGA
Molecule: messenger RNA, 291 nt
Organism: Penicillium argentinense
Lineage: Eukaryota; Fungi; Ascomycota; Eurotiomycetes; Eurotiales; Aspergillaceae
Exons: 1
Coding region: 1-291 (96 amino acids)
Source: RefSeq, a predicted model, not a curated record